Molecule: messenger RNA, 570 nt
Organism: Nerophis lumbriciformis (worm pipefish)
Lineage: Eukaryota; Metazoa; Chordata; Actinopteri; Syngnathiformes; Syngnathidae
Source: RefSeq, a predicted model, not a curated record
AUGAAGCUCAAACCUAAUCAGACCAGGACGUACGACGGCGAUGGUUUUAAGAAGCGGGCGGCGUGUCUGUGCUUUAAGAACGAGCGCGAAGAGGAGGUGUUGUUGGUCAGCAGCAGUCGGCACCCGGAUCAGUGGAUCGUCCCUGGGGGAGGGAUGGAGCCUGAGGAGGAACCUUGUGGAGCAGCGGUGCGGGAAGUCUUUGAGGAGGCUGGUGUCAAGGGCAAGCUUGGACGUCUGCUCGGCGUGUUUGAGCAAAACCAAGACCGUAAACACCGGACGUACGUUUACGUGUUGACGGUCACUGAGACGUUGGAGGCCUGGGAAGACUCGGUCAACAUAGGCCGCAAGCGCGAGUGGUUCACGGUGGAGGAGGCCAUCAAGGUUCUGCAGAGCCACAAGCCCGUGCACGCAGAGUACCUGCGGAGACUGCAGCAACUGCAGCUCAGCUGCUCGCCCACCAACGGCAACUCCAUCCUCGCCGGUCCGCCUCCCAACGACAAUUACCCGCACUACAGCGCCACGGCCACCACGCCGUCCACGGGCGGCGUUCUGGCCUCCUCCCGCAGAUAG